AGUUCGCCUGGUUGACAGAUUGAACGCACUCUCCGGGAAUGGGACCUCUACUGAGUUCAAAGAAAAUCUUCGAGUUCUUUCGCGUUUACGCUCUGCAGAAACUACUUUUCAAACUGCAGGGAUAGUUGUUACUGCAGGUGACGACUGACGGCAGCAGGGGCGCCUGGCCGACGCACGAGAAGCUGUCGGUUUGUCACAAGGUUUCAGAAGAGUAACUUUAACACCUUAAAGUAGACUCUGAUUAAUUCGAUGAGCGCGUUGCAGUUUCACACCAACUGUAGUUCAGCCGAGUCGUGCGUAAAAUAGCUGUGCGUAAAGUUGGCGCUGUUGUGCAUCGGGGCAGCCAAAAGAAGAACGCACUCGAGUUAAGCUUUGUAAAGUUUGAGUCUGCGACAACUUGUGAGGACUUUGACAAUCAUGGCAAAAUGGUUUAGAGAUUUUCCCAUCAACCUGAAGAAUGGAAGCGAACGGGUCCGCUCGGCGUCAGAGUCUGGUCCACAAACUCGACCCAAACCUUCGUUUUCUCGGGACAGUCUGAAAGGAAAUCAUCGAAAGGACGGCGGUGUGGGAGGUUUAUUAGCAGGGAGAAAUAGGAAAAAUUCUGCGAUAGAAUUAGGUCGAAACAACGCGGGCUCAGGUGGGACAGUGUGGGACAGUCUAAGUCCUGGAAAAGGUCGCAAGAACUCCAAGAACGAGGCAGGGAGUGGGACAGCAGACGAGAACCGUCCGGUGAGGACGUCUAGUCUGGCGCAAGCGUACAUCAACAGGAUGAUCAAAGUGGACAAGCAAGACAAGACUCCCAAACUGAACGGGAUAAGUGAGCAGAAGGUGAUCGAGAACGAGCGCAGGUCGGAUAUUAAAACAACGCUGAUUAUCUUGGAAGACUAUGCAGAUCCUUUUGAUGCAGAGAAAACCAAGGAGCAGAGAGAGGCUGAGAGAGCAGGAGUGAAUGAUGGGUACAUGGAGCCAUAUGAUGCCCAGGUCAUCAUCACAGAGGUUCGCAGACGAGGCUCCAAAGACCUCCUGAAGGUUUGUGUUCUGCUUGAUCGAGGCCAUGGGGAGCAGAUGGGAGACGAUCCUAAACCCACGCCCCCCAAUAUCUAUGACAUACCAUACGAGGGCGAACUGAAGAGUGACAGUGAGGGGGUGUGGAUCCCUGUGACACGACCAGAGUCUGACGGCCGUCCUGCCGGAGAAUACGAGCUGCCCUGGGAGUGGAGGAAGGAGGACAUUGUUCGAGCUCUGUCAGCUCAGUUUGAAGCCAUGGAUUGUUCUCUGAGUAAAGAGAGCGGGUCAGCCGCCAGCCGCCAUCAACAACAGCAGACUCUGAGACAGAAGAACUGGAGCCACAAAACACUGAUCUCCUCGUCUCCAUCCUCCCCCUCUUCGCCAUCCUUCCCCUCCUCUCCCAUUCUCAAGCUUUCCCCUCUCACACCUCCAUCUCCUUCCUACCCCACACUCAAACUCUCCCCACUUUCACCCACUUCCCCACCUAAUAAGCUUUCCACCCCGCCUCCUGUCUCCCCCGGUGCCCCACUAGAAGGGGAAGCCAUCAAAGUAGACCCCAACCUGCCCCUGGAGAAGCAAAGUUGGUACCACGGCAGUGUGAGUCGGCAGCAGGCUGAGGCUCAGCUGCAGCGCUGCAAGGAAGCCAGCUUCCUCGUGAGAGACAGCGAGUCAGGAACCAGCAAAUACUCCAUCGCUCUAAAGACCAGUCAGAAUUCUGUGCAUAUCAUCGUGGCUCAGACUAAGAGCAGUAAGGGCCUGGGCUACACGCUGGAUCAGAGUAGCUGUGUAUUUUCCAGUAUCCCUGAGCUGGUCCAUCACUACUGCACGCACAGACUGCCUUUCACUGGAGCCGAGCACAUGAGCCUACAGCAUCCUGUUCCCAGGCCACAAUGAGCAAGGAACAAACAAAUAUAAGAGACACAAAUACACGUGUGCAGAGACACAUGUGCUAUCUGCAAAUGCAAAGAGAUGCAGCUAAAUAUUUUAAUGCAUGUGUAUUCACACAUACAAACAUAUGCUGCUUUGGAUUCUUUUGUGUCCUACUUACAAGUGCAUCCA
This is a messenger RNA of Thalassophryne amazonica, 2067 nucleotides long. RefSeq names its product Src homology 2 domain containing E (gene she). NCBI's taxonomy places the organism in Eukaryota, Metazoa, Chordata, Actinopteri, Batrachoidiformes, Batrachoididae. Bases 418 to 1902 code for a protein of 494 amino acids. Gene Ontology annotation, molecular function: phosphotyrosine residue binding. The record is from RefSeq and is a predicted model, not a curated record. The transcript is spliced from 6 exons.